Molecule: messenger RNA, 6354 nt
Organism: Aethalodelphis obliquidens (Pacific white-sided dolphin)
Lineage: Eukaryota; Metazoa; Chordata; Mammalia; Artiodactyla; Delphinidae
Gene: EPB41L1
Product: erythrocyte membrane protein band 4.1 like 1
Exons: 21
Coding region: 277-2886 (869 amino acids)
Biological process (GO): actomyosin structure organization; cortical actin cytoskeleton organization
Cellular component (GO): plasma membrane; cytoskeleton
Molecular function (GO): actin binding; structural molecule activity
Source: RefSeq, a predicted model, not a curated record
GGGGCGGGGACUGGCCGCGCGACGGGCGCCAGGCCCGGGGCUAUAGGCACGGUGCCCAGCCCCCGGCGCACGCCGAGCCGCCGCCGCCGCCGCCGCUGCCGCAGUCGGCAUCCAUCAGCGGGCGGGGGUGUCGCGGACCAGGCUGCUCCGCAGAGCCCAACGCGGCCCGGCGCGCCCGCCCCGCCCCGCGGCCUGCCGGCCCGCAGGAGCCGAGGGGGCGCCCCCCUCCCAGCCUGCCCGAGAUGGGGACCCCCAGACCCAGGCGUGCUGGUCACCAUGACAACAGAGACAGGCCCAGAUUCUGAGGUGAAGAAGGCUCAGGAGGAGGCCCCGCAGCAGCCUGAGGCGGCCGCUGCAGCUACUACCCCUGUGACCCCCGCAGGCCACGGCCAUCCCGAGGCCAACUCCAAUGAGAAGCAUCCGCCCCAUCAGGACGCCCGGCCUGCCGAACAGAGCCUAGACAUGGAGGAGAAGGACUUCGGGGAGGCCGAUGGCCUGUCGGAGAGGACCACGCCCAGCAAGGCCCAGAAGUCGCCCCAGAAGAUUGCCAAGAAAUACAAGAGUGCCGUCUGCCGAGUCACUCUGCUCGAUGCCUCUGAGUAUGAGUGUGAGGUGGAGAAACACGGCCGGGGCCAGGUGCUGUUUGACCUGGUCUGUGAGCACCUCAACCUCCUGGAGAAGGACUACUUUGGCCUGACCUUCUGUGAUGCCGACAGCCAGAAGAACUGGCUGGACCCCUCCAAGGAAAUCAAGAAGCAGAUCCGGAGCAGCCCCUGGAAUUUUGCCUUCACAGUCAAGUUCUACCCCCCUGACCCUGCCCAGCUGACAGAAGACAUCACAAGAUACUACCUGUGCCUGCAGCUGCGGGCGGACAUCAUCACAGGCCGCCUGCCCUGCUCCUUCGUCACGCAUGCCCUGCUGGGCUCCUAUGCCGUGCAGGCUGAGCUGGGUGACUAUGAUGCUGAGGAACACGUGGGCAACUAUGUCAGCGAGCUCCGCUUCGCCCCUAACCAGACCCGGGAGCUGGAAGAAAGGAUCAUGGAGUUGCACAAGACGUACAGGGGCAUGACCCCAGGAGAAGCAGAAAUCCACUUCCUAGAGAACGCCAAGAAGCUUUCUAUGUACGGAGUAGACCUGCACCAUGCCAAGGACUCCGAGGGCAUCGACAUCAUGUUAGGAGUCUGUGCCAACGGCCUGCUCAUCUACCGGGACCGGCUGAGGAUCAACCGCUUUGCCUGGCCCAAGAUUCUCAAGAUCUCCUACAAGAGGAGUAACUUCUACAUCAAGAUUCGGCCUGGGGAGUAUGAGCAGUUUGAGAGCACGAUUGGCUUUAAGCUCCCAAAUCACCGGUCGGCCAAGAGACUGUGGAAGGUCUGCAUUGAGCACCAUACGUUCUUCCGGCUGGUGUCCCCUGAGCCCCCACCCAAGGGCUUCCUGGUGAUGGGCUCCAAAUUUCGGUAUAGUGGGAGGACCCAGGCACAGACCCGCCAGGCCAGCGCCCUCAUCGACCGGCCCGCACCCUUCUUUGAGCGUUCCUCCAGCAAACGGUACACCAUGUCCCGCAGCCUUGAUGGAGCAGAGUUCUCUCGCCCAGCCUCGGUCAGUGAGAACCACGACGCAGGACCUGACAGUGACAAGCGGGAGGAGGAUGGCGAGUCUGGGGGGCGGCGGUCAGAGGCUGAGGAGGGAGAGGUCAGGACCCCCACCAAGAUCAAGGAGUUAAAGUUCUUAGACAAGCCAGAGGAUGUCUUGCUGAAGCACCAGGCCAGCAUCAACGAGCUCAAGAGGACCUUGAAGGAACCCAACAGCAAACUGAUCCACCGGGACCGAGACUGGGAGCGGGAACGCAGGCUACCCUCCUCUCCCGCCUCCCCCUCCCCCAAGGGCACCCCUGAGAAGGUCAAUGAGAGAGCAGGGCUGAGGGAGGGCUCCGAGGAGAAAGUCAAACCGCCACGGCCCAGGGCCCCAGAGAGUGACACGGGAGACGAGGACCAGGACCAGGAGAGGGACGCGGUGUUCCUGAAGGACAACCACCUGGCCAUUGAGCGGAAGUGCUCCAGCAUCACGGUCAGCUCCACGUCCAGCCUGGAGGCCGAGGUUGACUUCACGGUCAUCGGCGACUACCACGGCAGCGCCUUCGAAGACUUCUCCCGCAGCCUGCCUGAGCUUGACCGAGACAAAAGUGACUCAGAAACCGAGGGCCUGGUGUUCUCCCGGGAUCUCAACAAACGGGGCCCGAGCCAGGAUGACGAGUCUGGGGGCAUCGAGGACAGCCCAGACCGACGGGCCUGCUCCACCCCGGAUAUGCCCCAGUUCGAGCCUGUGAAAACGGAAACCAUGACAGUCAGCAGCCUGGCUAUCAGGAAGAAGAUCGAGCCGGAGGCUGUACUGCAGACCAGAGUUGCCACUGUGGACACCACCCAGCAGGUUGACGGGACUGCCCCAGGGGGGAAGGAGUUCAUAACAACUACUCCCUCCAUCACCACAGAGACCAUAUCAACCACCAUGGAGAACAGUCUCAAGUCCGGGAAGGGGGCAGCUGCCAUGAUCCCAGGCCCACAGACGGUGGCCACGGAAAUCCGUUCUCUUUCUCCGAUCAUCGGGAAAGAUGUCCUCACCAGCACCUACGGCGCCACCGCGGAAACCCUCUCCACUUCCACCACCACCCAUGUUACCAAAACUGUGAAAGGAGGAUUUUCUGAGACGAGGAUCGAGAAGCGGAUCAUCAUCACCGGGGACGAAGAUGUCGAUCAAGACCAGGCCCUGGCUUUGGCCAUCAAGGAGGCCAAACUGCAGCAUCCUGACAUGCUGGUAACCAAAGCUGUCGUAUACAGAGAAACAGACCCAUCCCCAGAGGAGAGGGACAAGAAGCCACAGGAAUCCUGACCUCUGUGAAGAGAUGCUGGCGUUUCUGGUCCAACCCAAGCCAGAGAACCGUCAAGAAGGGGCCUUCAUUCUGGAUUCUCCAACUCAACACCGACGUCCCAGCUGCGACGUACUGUCCCUGACAAGAGACUGGGAAAGGAAAAGCAUAUAUAUAUAGAUAUAUAUAGAUAUAGAUAUAUAUACAGGAAACAUCACGUCCUUGCACUGCUGCCGGGGCUGGCCGAGCAUUCGGCCGACAGCAACGGCCAACAUCUGAACGCCUACAUUUCCUUUGCAGACAAAUUGAAGAAUUGGUGGGAUUGUUCAGGAAAAAACAAUUAUAACAACAAUAAUCCCUUGCUCCGCACCCCCCCACGCCCGCCGCCGCGCCUGUCCCAACCCCCCUUGAAGCCCGCGGAACAACCAAGACAAGCCAGACCACGCUGAUUGUAGAAGUACAAUGCGACCCGGGUUCUACAUGUUCCAUUCAGUGGUCGAGCAUUCCAUUUCCUCUUCUCCUGCGUCUGUUGCCCACUCAAAUGCAAAGGAAAACACUUCUGCAGCCAAGCAAGAGAAGCUGCAGCAGCAAGACACGCCCCGUCAAACGAUUUCCAAGAGAGAAAAGUCCCUGCUCGGAAAGGAGGAGGAGGAACACUAGAUUCUUAUUUUUUGGGUCUUGACACUGGGCUGCAAAAUCCACCUUCCUUUCUUCCGCCUCCCCUCCCCGUCGACUGUCACACAUCUUGUCAGUCAUUUUCUGUCUGGGUUCCCUCCUCCCUCUUCCCCACCCCACCCCCGCCUCACCUUCUGUGUCCUGGUCCUGCUGAGGGCCACUGCAGAUGACUCUCACUGGAAGCGAGAAAAAGCAAAGCAAAGCAAGAAUGUGAAACCAGGCCGCAGGAGGUGAAGUAGACAUUGUGUGUUAUGGGUUCUCAUUAUGAAGGUGCAGCUCAGCUCGUAGAUUCGUAUGGAUGUGCUUUUAAGUUAUGUAUAUUACAUAUAACAGGAAACAAAUAUUAAAAUAAACAGUGCUGGUAAGUAUGAAGCUGACAUUUUAAAAUUAUAAUUAUCUGACUGUGAUUGAUGUAUCCCAAGGUUCCUAGAUCUCACCGAACCGACCCUGCCAAGGAGACCCGGACUCUGGCUGUGGGUCGCUCACAGUAGGAGCCGACGGUUCAGUGUAGAAAUACAGUGUGUGGUGUUUGUAAUUGACUGAUUGGUGGGGAGGGGCGAGGUCCCCAGGUGGAGAGGCAGGGAUUUUGGCAAGAAGGAAGCAACACGGGUGUGGUUCAAGAUGCCUUCUCCCCCUGGGCAGUAGCAACCGGGGGGCUGGUCUGUGCUCAGGCGUGGGGUCCAGAGUUAGGAUUCUGCUGCACAGGUCUCCCGGCCCAGCGCCCCCGCCUCCCUAGGAGGCUCGCCUCCUUUCUCAAUCUCUCUUUGUUUUGCCACGUCUUGCCUUUUCCUGACCGCAUUGUGACAGCUGACUCCCAUCCCGAGGGAGGUGACAUACCCAGCUGCCGCGGAAGAUGGUGGCUUCCACCUGGCUGUCUGAACAUCCCCAGCCCAGUCUUUUCCUUUACCACUCCUGUAUUCUGUCUGAAUCAUUCUCUGCUUCCUGGGCCAAAGCAGCCAUGGUAGAGACUGAACACAGGGCAGGCCCUGCUAGGUCAACACCGCGCUCCCAACGGCUUCGCCUGCCCCAGAGUGAGCCGAGGAGGAUCUACGUAUAAGACCCUGGCUUUACAGACCUCGCCUUCAGUCGGCGUCUGCGCUCUGAGCCUGCGCCCUCGGAGUCCCAAAAAUGGCCUUGAGCCCACAGAAGCCCUUGGAGAAGACCCCCAUCAAAAGCUUGGCAUUGCGCUCUGGCACACGCGGGCCUUCCCAGGCUUCCUUGACACAAGAUGCUUCCCUGAGCUUAAUGAGGCCCCUUCUGAGGGAGUUUUUCCACACUGCCCUUCACUUUCUCAGUCCCAUUUCAUUUCCCCCAUCCUGCUUCUAAAGCACGCGGCAAAUUCACUCAACAAAUAUUUAUUGAGUACUUACUUGUGUCAGGCACUAUCAUUAGGCUCAAGGAGAAAGCGUGGGGGGGAGCAGAGGGACCUGGGAAGAGCCCUGAGCCAGGCUUACAUCUCUAACCGCUCUGAGAACAUUUCCGAAUUCUCUCCAAUUAUCAGACAUUGCCUAGGGAUGUCCCAGAGAGGGGCUUGGCUUGCUUAUUAGUUACCCCGGUGACACAUAUGCUUAGCUGCUUAACUGGUGCUGACCUGAGGCAGGACAAGAAACCGGAACGGUGUUUGCCUCUGUGGGCAAAAAUGGGAUGGAGAGAGGGCAGAGAGAGCCCUGCACCUGGGGCCCAGGUGACACAGUCAGCCACAUCCCCUCUGGGGCAGGCUGGUGGCCCACUCCAACUCCCCCUGAGAGCGAAGGCACACUUUGAAUGCACCAGGUUCUUUUUACAGUCCUGGGAGAGAAGCCACAGAACCUCGUUCCUGUCCUCCUCAGCCUGAGAGCCCCCAGCGUUUCUGGGCCAAGAGCUGGAGUGGCUCCGCCCUCUCCGGGCCACCUGGAAUUGGACUCAGGCCUCCCUGUCUUUGCAGGAACCAGGUGUCCCGAGAGCACUGGACAUACCUCAGAGAGAGAAUAUUUGUUCUGGGUUCUGUGCCUGCCUACAGACCCUAAGGGUGUGGCUUUAGGGCAGGGAAGAUGUGACCAGGCUUAUUAGCUUGUGGGCCAGCCAGGGUUUGUGGCGCUCUCCAUCCCACAGAUGUUCUGACCUUCCGCCGAGAGGCAGGCAGUGCCAGCAGGGAGGAGGGGAGCUGCAAAGCUGAAAUCUAGGGCACUGUUUCCUCCCCAUCCUCCUCUUCAUAGGGAAUAUAGACGUUUGUCUUGUCUGUCUUCAACCUACUUUUCCUUUUUACAUUUCGCAUCCUUUCUGUGCCACCUCUCCACCCAGGAGACCAUGUAGCAUGGUGGAAAAAGUCCUGGAGGGCAGUCAGGAGUUCUGGGUGGCCAUCCUGGCUCAACCCCUAACUCACCACGUGCCACUGAGCUAGUCCCAUUCCCGCUUCGGGGCCUCAGUUUCCUCACGUGCAAAACGAAGAGGAUAAAGCAGAGGCUCUCCGUGCCCUUUUGCCACUCUGCCAGCCUACAGAUCUUUGUUUUCCCUUCUUUUGCUUUCUUGGGAUCUUUUCCAUCUGAGGGUAUAGGAAGUGCCAAGACCUGUUUCAGUUUUUGAAUCCUGCAAGCACAUUCCAAGACUGGCCUGAAAUUGCAUGAACAACAUCACUCUAAAUAUAUACUUUUUUUUUUUUUUCCAAAAGCACCUUCCCAACCAACUGCGAUGCUGUCCUGGUCCUUUUUACUCGCACCCUUCUCUCCUCUCUUGUCCCCGCGCUCCCCCACCUCAGUGCUCCGUGCUGUAUGCGUGUGCUCUCUGUUCUUGUAUACUCAAUAAAAGUGAAAUAAAUGUGUUUGAUGCUGAACCACAAA